Arabis nemorensis is the source of this 414-nucleotide messenger RNA. Lineage: Eukaryota; Viridiplantae; Streptophyta; Magnoliopsida; Brassicales; Brassicaceae. The record is from the annotation of a GenBank genome assembly.
AUGGAAGUAGAUGUUCCAGUAUCAGUAGCUUAUGAUUUCUACUUGGAUCGUGAAUCUUUCCCUAAAUGGAUGCCUUUUAUUUCAUCAGUAGAGGUGUUGAAAGAUAAGCCUGAUCUAUCACGUUGGUCACUCAAAUACAAUGCUUUUGGUCAAGACAUUAAGUAUUCUUGGCUUGCUCGGAAUCUACAGCCUACUCCUAAUCAGAAAAUCCAUUGGAGAUCUCUUGAAGGUCUUCCUAAUAAAGGGAGCGUUCGGUUCUUCCCUAAAGGUCCUUCAUCGUGCAUUGUAGAACUAACCGUAUCAUACGAAGUCCCCGCGCUUUUAACUCCCGUGGCAUCGGCGCUUCGGCCAUUUUUAGAAAGGUUGCUUAGAGGUGGACUUGAAAGAUUUGCAACCUUGGCGAAAACCACUUGA